This is a messenger RNA of Talaromyces rugulosus, 861 nucleotides long. RefSeq lists its product as uncharacterized. Gene Ontology annotation, cellular component: nuclear exosome (RNase complex); cytoplasmic exosome (RNase complex); nucleolus. The record is from RefSeq and is a predicted model, not a curated record. Gene Ontology annotation, biological process: nuclear mRNA surveillance; rRNA catabolic process; U4 snRNA 3'-end processing. The coding region runs from base 1 to 861 and encodes 286 amino acids. NCBI's taxonomy places the organism in Eukaryota, Fungi, Ascomycota, Eurotiomycetes, Eurotiales, Trichocomaceae. The transcript has 2 exons.
AUGCCUCUCGACACAUCAACCACCUACCCUCUCACCAAACUCCGUCUCGAUGGCCGACGAUGGAACGAGUUACGUCUGCUACAGGCCCAAAUAUCCACAAACCCAGCGAGCUCGGGCUCAUCGUAUCUAUCCAUGGGCAACACGGCUAUCAUGUGCACCGUCCACGGCCCACACGAGUCCAGCGGCGCGGGAAACGCAGGUGAAGCAGUGGUUGAAGUUGAUGUGAAUGUGGCUGGGUUCGCCGGGGUGGAUCGGAAGAGGAGAGCUGGGGGGAGUGACAAACAAACACUACAACUAUCAAACGCGCUUCGCUCAGCUUUUCAAUCGCAUUUACAUACCUACCUCUAUCCACACAGCACAAUCAGCGUGCAAGUCUCCGUACUCUCAGCAGAUGGCUCACUACUAGCCGCCGCCAUCAACGCAUGCACACUGGCCCUGGUGGACGCAGGGAUUCCGAUGCCGGGGAUGCUAUGCGGAUGCACGGCGGGGAUGAGCGGGAGUGCUUCAACACCGCAGGACUCCAGCAACGACGAUUCGUCGCUCGACCCGCUUCUUGAUUUUUCGCUACCAGAGGAACAGGAAUUACCAUUCAUCACAAUCGGAACCACAACCGCGCUUCCCAUGGGCGAGAACAACAAUCUCGAUGAAGACGGCGAGGAAGAAGAGGGCGAAACAGAUGAUAUGAAAGUCUCUAUCCUGAAUAUGGAAAGCCGCAUGCACAAUUCGUAUUUGGAAACGUUACUGGCCGUCGGCAUUGAUGGGUGUAAACAAAUCAGAGAGAUUCUGGAGGGAGUGGUCAAGGGCUCGAAUACGUCGGUUGUGCCGCGGGGUUAUAAAGAUGAUGACGAUGAGGAUAUGUGA